UAUUCCAGUAUCAAAAACUACCUUAACCAAAUUUGAUUUCCAAGCCUUUUAUCUUGCAGAUCCUAAAGAGUCUAAAGCCCAAAAGAAGGAAGUUCAGAGUAAUCAAGACAUAACUCCCAACACUAAACAUGAGCAAACAAUGUGUAUACAAACUUACUUAUACCCGCAGAUGGUCGACGGGUCACAGGAUGCAAUUUCAUCUCAUGAAUAUGAAGAACACGAGGCGUUACAGGAUGCUUGUUCAAAUAUUCACUUCUCGCCAAUUCUAUCUCGUGGAUAUUACUUCCCAUUUAAUAAAGGGAAUCUGGUAGAACAACCUGAUGGCUACACAAAGCAUCCAAAAUCAGGGAUUUUCUACCACGAUAUUAUUGUUGGUAGAGGUCAUCCUGUACGCUCUAGUAAUCUGAAGGUGACAAUCCACUACGAUUUCUAUGAUCAAUUACAUAAGCUCAUUCAGAGCAACGCUGUAGAUCGUUCUCCUGAAGAAGUCCAUCUGUGCUGGCAUCGAUUUGGAGAAGGAUUCGAGGAAGGAAUCCGAGGUAUGCGACCUGGGGGGAUGAGAAGAAUUAUUGUCACUCUAGAACAUCGUUCAUCAAUAGUUGGAAGAACAUAUGAAGUUUAUGAUGUGGUGUUGCUUAAAGUUGAGAAAUCGUGCAGCUGUCCACUCUCAAGCUCUUGAUUUUAGAUUUUCACAUGUAUGUGCUCCUUUAGUGUAUUAAGCCAAGAAUAAUAUUGACUACUAUGAGAAAAGUUGUACCUUCCACUGAGUUUGUGGCUUAGAAUAAUAUUCCACAUAAUGCUCCUUAAUUUCUAACAGAUGAAUGUUCUUUGCCGUCUCCACUUUUACUUUCAAAGAGAAUAUUUCUCUCAAAGUUUUUCUUUAUUGUUUCUCUUGAGUGGUUGAGCUUUUCAAUCUGUUGAAGGCUUUCCUUGUCUUUCGAGGUAGGGGAAGACUCACCUAAUUGUGGUUUAUCCCUCCUGCAAUUGGGUUGAGAGUAAAUAGUCUUUUGGGUGUUGUUUCUUAUAGAUCUAUGAGUCUUCAUGGUGAGAGUGAUAAGGAGUAGAUCUGUGUAGAGGUUGUCAUGACCGAAUCAGAAAAUCGGUGGCCUUUCAUGUUUGGGGAUGAAAUCUGAUGGGGAUUAAAAAAGCUAUUGGUGAUAGGUCCCUGCGUCGUUCAAUGUCUCCUUUUGACACCGAAUCUGUUGUCCUUGACAAGUGGCUCAGCAAGAGAAGCUCAGAUCAUUGAAGGGCUCAUUGUUUUCUCAGGCAACAGAGGAGAGAAUGAUUUGGCUACUAGAGUACUCUCUUUAUUUGUGGAUAUCUCUGUGUUGAUAUUCUUUAUUUUUUAGUUUGGUUAGGUUUUAAUUUUACUAUGUAUUAUUAUGUGUGGAUAUGAGAUUUGCUUAUGGGUGAACUUUCAAUCUUCUGAUAGUGUCAUGCAGUAAAGCUGUGGUGAAGGGU
Hevea brasiliensis (rubber tree) is the source of this 1461-nucleotide messenger RNA. Its product is annotated as peptidyl-prolyl cis-trans isomerase FKBP20-2, chloroplastic-like. Gene Ontology annotation, molecular function: peptidyl-prolyl cis-trans isomerase activity. The transcript has 7 exons. The coding region runs from base 140 to 679 and encodes 179 amino acids. The record is from RefSeq and is a predicted model, not a curated record. Lineage: Eukaryota; Viridiplantae; Streptophyta; Magnoliopsida; Malpighiales; Euphorbiaceae.